Iphiclides podalirius (scarce swallowtail) is the source of this 354-nucleotide messenger RNA. Lineage: Eukaryota; Metazoa; Arthropoda; Insecta; Lepidoptera; Papilionidae. The record is from the annotation of a GenBank genome assembly.
AUGGGUAGAUGCGCGCUCCCGCGAUUCAAGGCGGCCGGCCGCGCUGAUGACGGACGAUAUUGUUUCGCCGAUGAACUACGCGUAACCGUGCGCUCCUGCCGAUGGCGCGGUUCGCUUUUCUGUCAUGCGAUUGUGAUUUGUUUACUGCGUCGAUACGCGCGGCGUACGAUACGACCGCUGCCCGCGUCGGUCGGCGACCGGCUGAGCAGAGCGGCGAGACGGUUCCGCCGCGCCCGCCUCUUACGAGUUUUUCGUGCGCCGGCUUUCGGCCGCGCCGAAGUCAGCCGACUACGCCCGAAGCGAUUAGCUGCCCGGAUGAUCCGCGGGCAACUCGCUGCCGAUUCCCCACAAGCA